CAUUGACAUUAUUGAUUUGACAUUUGCUAGGUUGAUGGAUGCCUAACCUCUCACAUCAAUUAAUUUCUACAUUCAUCGAUCAUAUUUUAUCUAAAUCUUAGUACUUGCAAUACAUUAAAGUACGAUUUAGUUCAGUUGUGUUGUAAGGUAUAAAUUUAUAUCGAGUAAAUAUGUGAGUUGGCCACGUUCAAGUUACUAACCUUACUUCAAUCACCAGCAAGUUUUACUGUUAUACGAAUUAUACCGCUGACGAAAUGAAGUGUCAUUACGAAGUCCUAGAGGUAUCCCGAGAUGCCGACGAAGCGGAGAUAAAGACGGCUUACAGAAAGUUGGCGCUGAAGUGGCACCCGGAUAAGAAUCUGGACAAUGUGGACUUUGCGAAGGAGCAGUUUCAAAUAGUUCAACAAGCCUACGACGUAUUGAGCGAUCGACAAGAGAGGGCCUGGUACGAUAAUCAUAGGGAACAAAUCAUAAGAGGGGCGAGUUCCGAAUUCGAAGAUAAAAGUUUGGAUGUGUUCCAAUAUUUUACUGCGACUUGUUUUAAAGGAUACAACGACGACGAGGACGGUUUUUAUACAGUAUACAGAGACAUUUUUGAGAAAUUGGCGAAAGAGGAUAUGGAAUUUAUGGAUGAUAAGGAAGAAUUUUGUAAUAUUCCCAGUUUCGGUUACUCAGAAAGCAGCCCUGAAAACGUCUCAGAAUUCUACGCGUACUGGCUUAAUUACUCAACGAAAAAAUCGUACGUUUGGUUGGACCCCUACGACAUAAAAGAUAUCCGUGACAGGAGAUAUAUAAAAAUGGUAGAAAAGGAAAAUAAGAAAAUAAGGCAGAAGGCUAGAAAAGAAAGGAACGACGAGAUUAGGGCGUUGGCAGCUUUUGUAAGAAAAAGAGACAAACGCGUGGUGCAACAGAAAAAAUUACAAGAACAAAAAUUGUUGGAAAACAAAAUGAAAAGGGAAUCGUUGAACAAACAAAAACGAUUAGAAAGGCAAAGGGAAUUGGCAAAUGCCGCUGGUCAACCCGAAUGGGCAAAAUUCGACAAUGUAAAAUCAGAACUGGAAGAAAUUGAAAAAACGUUAGCUGAACAAUUUGGGGAAGAAUUAUCUAACUCGGAGGACGAGGAAGAAGAAGAAGAUAUUAACGAUUUAUACUGUGUAGUUUGUUCCAAACUUUUUAAAACUCCGAAGGCUUUCCAAAAUCACGAAAGCAGUAAAAAGCACAAAGAAAAUGUUGAAAUCAUGAGACAAACGAUGAUUGAAGAAGAUGAAGAUGAAACUGAUUUAGAAGAAGAAGAAAACGAAAGCGAUUUAGUAGAAGAUGAAAACGAAUGCGAUUUAGUAGAAGAUGAAAACGAAUGCGACUUAGGUGAAGAUGAAAAGACGCCAAAUGAGUUAGAAGAAAGUGAUGAGUUGUCGGAUAAAGAAUUAUCGACUAAUAGUAAAAGUAAGAAAAAUAAGAAAAAGCGUGGCAUUAAAGUAGUAUUAGAUGAAGAAAUUGUUGAAGAAUUACCCAUUAAUAUAGAAACUUGUCCUGAUGAAGAUAAUUUUGAUUUCCCUACAAAUAAAAAUCAAAAGAAGAAAAACAAGAGGAAACCGAAAACAAAAAAUACAUCUAACGUUCAGUCGGAAUCGAUGACUGAUACACCUGAUAUUAAAGUUGAAAAUGGGAACAAUAAAACUAAGGAUAAUAGGGUGAAUAAAAAGGAUAAAACCUCGAAUAACAUUCAGGAGUUGGAUCUUGACCAUAAUUGCGUAACUUGCAAAUCAAAUUUUUCUUCAAAAAAUAAAUUAUUUGAUCAUCUUGUGAAAACAGGCCACGGUGUUUAUAUACCUCCCACCGUUAAGAACAAACCUAAGAAAAAAUCGCUUAGAUAAAUAAAUACCUGUUAUUAUAUUAAAUAUUAAAACUAAAUUAUU
Messenger RNA from Phyllotreta striolata, 1916 nucleotides. The record is from the annotation of a GenBank genome assembly. Lineage: Eukaryota; Metazoa; Arthropoda; Insecta; Coleoptera; Chrysomelidae.